This is a messenger RNA of Peronospora matthiolae, 774 nucleotides long. The record is from the annotation of a GenBank genome assembly. Lineage: Eukaryota; Oomycota; Peronosporomycetes; Peronosporales; Peronosporaceae.
AUGGUAAGUCAUCACGUGCGACAGUCGGAUGAUGCAUCCGACUCGAAGGCGACUCCUUACGCCUCGGGAUCACCCGGGGCUGACACUGCUAGAGCUAGAUUGACUGGCUGCGGUGAACGCGGCGGCAUCGUGCUCUAUAUCUUCGGAUCUAGUGAUUAUUCCGAUGAAUCUCCGCCUCACGCAAGUCCAUCCAACGAUAGGACGCGUGGGGAUGGUGGUGAUGCACCUAUACAUCACCACGAGCAAAGUAACUCGAGGGAUCAGGGUAACACUGGUGCCAGUGCUCAUGCUGGAACCAAUCAAGAGGCCAGGGACCGAAAUGUCCUGCGCCACGACCCUCAAGUGGAGUCUCCAUGGAUGCCGCCAUCUGGAGAGUUGGACCGGUUGGUCGGCACGACUACGGAACGGGAUCGAAUCCCGUUGUUCGAUUGCAGGAACAUUUGUCCGCCUGAUUCCAGCACGGAAGCUAUCCGUGCUGAGGAAGAGUUCUUCACCGAUGCGUUUUUCAAACAUCGGUGGUACAAUGGCAACCGUGGUCGAGACGAUGAGGCAUUGGUGCAAGAAUGGAAUGCCCUCAUCCACAACAUCGAGUGUAUUGGCCGUGAGACCUGGCUCGCAAAACUUGAUGCGGCUUGCAUCAGGUUUGAGAAACGCAACCUCGUCGGGGCGCGAUAUAAGCUGCAUCGACUGUCAAGAGAGGCAGGAUCACCCUGUAUAUCGUGGGUUGAAUCGUGUCCAGGUUGCCUGGACAACUCGAACCGUGCCCCUAGGUAG